This is a messenger RNA of Mauremys mutica (yellowpond turtle), 3379 nucleotides long. It is a transcript of the gene AK4, whose product is annotated as adenylate kinase 4. Lineage: Eukaryota; Metazoa; Chordata; Testudines; Geoemydidae. Gene Ontology annotation, biological process: nucleobase-containing compound metabolic process. Bases 241 to 912 code for a protein of 223 amino acids. The record is from RefSeq and is a predicted model, not a curated record. The transcript is spliced from 6 exons. Gene Ontology annotation, cellular component: mitochondrion; cytoplasm. Gene Ontology annotation, molecular function: ATP binding; nucleoside diphosphate kinase activity; AMP kinase activity.
CAGCUUGCCACUGGCCGCCUUCUUCCCUGCUGCUGGCAGUGCUGGGGCUGGCGAACGGGAGCGCUCGGCGCGAGCUAGCGCGCGCAGCUGCUCCCGCUCCCGGGGUUGGGCUCGCGGUUGCAAAGGGACCCCGCCGCCACGCUUUCUCUUAAAGGCACAGGCGGAGGCGAGGCGGAGCGGCAGCCUGCUGCGGGCUAUGUUGGGGAUCAGCGGGGAGCUCUGAGUGCGGGAGCGGCUGCGAUGGCUUCCAAACUCCUGCGAGCCGUCGUGCUGGGUCCCCCCGGCUCUGGCAAAGGGACCGUGUGCCAGAGAAUUGCCGAGAGCUUCGGGCUCCAGCACCUUUCCAGCGGGCACUUCUUGCGGGAGAACAUCAGGGCAAAGAGCGAAGUUGGUGUCUUGGCAAAGCAGUAUUUAGAGCGAGGCCUUUUGGUACCGGAUCAUGUCAUCACCAGUGUCAUGAUGAUGGAGCUGGAGAAAAAGCAGUCUCAGCAUUGGCUACUUGAUGGUUUUCCUAGGACACUGAUGCAAGCUGAAGCACUUGACAGAAUCUGUGAACUGGAUCUAGUGAUCAGUUUAAACAUCCCAUUCGAGACGCUAAAAGAUCGUCUAAGCGCUCGUUGGAUUCACCCAGCUAGUGGAAGAGUGUAUAAUAUGGAGUUCAACCCACCUCAUGUACAUGGGAUCGAUGACAUCACAGGUGAACCAUUAAUCCAACGGGAAGAUGAUAAACCUGAUGCUGUUGCUGCUAGGCUAAGAAAAUACAAAGAUGCUGCAAAGCCAGUAAUAGAAUUAUAUAAGAGCAGAGGUGUCCUACACUCAUUUUCUGGGACAGAGACCAACAAAAUCUGGCCUUAUGUUUACACUCUGGUUUCCAGCAAGAUCCGGCCUGUCAGUUCCAAAGAAGCUGAUUAACCAUCUUAUGUAGAGGAUCAAGAAUUUAAUAUGGUUGUUCAGUUUGUUUCUCUGUGCCGUAUUGGUGCUGUGCCCAGUUAGAGGAUAGUACAAUGUCUAGAACAACUUCUUGGGUUUACUGGAGUUCUGGAAAUGCAGUUACAGCCAGCGUCAGGGUGGAAAAGAACUUUCUGUAAAAGGUGAAGUCUGCUGGAAUAAAUUUUAGUUUUCAUGCUAUAAAGUAUUGCUGAUGUGAUCCAGGAACCCUAAUCAAUGAUGCAGACUUAGAGAUACUCUUUGUCAAAAGCGACAAAGAGUCCCGCGGCACCUUGUAGACUAACGGACGUAUUGGAGCAUAAGCUUUCGUGGGUGAAUACCCACUUCGUCAGAUUCUCAAACUUCACAUGCGUCUGACGAAGUGGAUAUUCACCCAUGAAAGCUUAUGCUCCAAUACGUCUGUUAGUCUAUAAGGUGCCACGGGACUCUUAGUCUGGAUCUGUAAAAAGCGACAAACACGGCUACCCCUCUAUACUCUUUGUCAAGUCUCUCUAACCUGUCAUGGUUCCCUCCCACCUACUCCCAAAUCCAUGUACAUAUGCAACGUACUGCUCCAUCGCUCCACAACACCCUUUUUCUUUUCUCUGAGAAAUAAAAACCCUACAUGCAGACUUUGACCUCAUGGGGAAUCAGUGAGUAACGUGGAAAAUAUUUACACUGAGAAGCUCAAAUGUGAAGACAACACUUCCAGUAUUAAUAAACAUAGAAAAAGAAAAAAUCCUGGGGGUUAAAUAUAUACUUGUGCUGUCCUCCAAAAAAAAAAAAAAUGCUGCUAUAUGAUCUAGUUUUCACUAAGUGGUAUGAUAUAUGCCAACCAAUAGACCAGGAAACUGAGUAGGCCUAAGUUUGUCCAUGAGAAAUGAGUUGCACUAGUUUGUGCUUCAGUUGUUUAUAACUUUAACACUACAAGAGAUGGGCAUAGCGUAUUAGUUUGUCCCAAAGAUUUAUUCUAAUGUGUCUCUUCUUUUUUGUAAUUUCUCUGGAAAAAGUUCAUUGUAUCUAUUCUGCCCUAUAACUGAGGUUCUUUCUUUUCUCAGUAUACAGGGGCUGUUCUGGGGAGAAAUACCCUUAGCAAGGGAUUACUUUUUCACAUAAUAGUGGAACACUUUAGGGUCUGGUCUUUCAGGUCUUACACAGACACAAUUCUCAUUGACAUCUGUGAGAGUUAUGCACAUGUGUUGGAUGGCAAGAGUGGCAACCAAUUGGUGGUAUUUAAGCACUUUGUGAAUCCAAAAGCAAAUUGUUUAUUCUUGUACAUUCCUUGAUAGUCAGGCAAAACUGACUCUGUUACUUUCUGUACGCAUUUGUUAUUGUAGCUGUGUUGGUCUCAGGAGAUUAGAGAGACAAGGUGGGGGAGGUAAUAUCUUUUAUUGAAAGUUGGUCCACUAAAAGAUAAUGCUUCAUCUGCCACCUUGUCUCUGUUACUUUAUGCUCAGUCUAGUCUUGUGCUUGAGGUUAAGUUCAGUUAAGCAUGCAGCUAAUCUAAAAACACUGCUCAGCUUCUUGCCAGAAACCUUUCCAAGCACUGAAUAAAAACACUGCAUUUUUCUAGAGGUGUCUCGAUUUUUAUAUAGGCUUUUUUCUCUGUUCAGAUUUUUAGUUUCUGGUUACAGCUAAUGGAAUGGGAAAGCUUUACUGUAUUUUUUUUUGUCCUCUGUAGACAUUAAUUUCCAGUUUACAGCUACAGCUGCAGUGAUCUGAAACAUUUUGAACUACUAGUGAUUCUUUUUUUAAUUUGUGGGAGGAAAUAUUCCUGGAUUGACAAUAUUACAUGUGAAUGAAUUGUUGUGAACAAACACCUUUAAGGUGUAUGCAAUCUCUUCCUCCGUUUCCUUUGUUCCUAUUUUCAUGUGUUGAGUCAUGAAGCUAGGUGUACUGGUGUCUUUUCUAAACUGGGAUUACUGUAAGUUUGUUUGACUUGAUCUUUAAUACUUACAGUACCUAAUUAACAGGGGGUGUGAUUUACCUCGUAAAGCCAUGUCUCCUCAAGUUGCCUUAUUUUAUAAGCUAUUUAAGAAAAAACAAGAUGUGUAUUUUUGAGAAAUAAGAAGCUGAAUUUUACAGAAUAGCCUUUAGAGAACUCUUUACCAAGCUGUUUCAGUCGCAUAGCUUGCUACAGUCCACAUUAUUAUCAGUAACCAACUAGAAGAGCUACCUCCAUAUUACAAGAGACCAGUGGUUUUCAAACUUUUUUUUUUUUGCAGCCCAUUUCAAAAUUGCUGAGGGUCUCGGGGACCACUUAAUGAACUUUCCAAAUGUUGCUCGUACCGUUAGCUAACUAUUGUAAAGCGCUUUGGAUAAAAGCACUACAUAAAAAACCCCUUAAUAAUAAUUUAACGUUUUUAUUCUACAAAUAAAAGCACACAGCUCAUAUUUUAAUAUCAGUCUUACCUUUCUAAUGUGAUGGAUUUGCCCUCUCUCUCCCACCACA